AUGGGUAACAAGCAGACCAUCUUCACUCCAGAACAGCUGGAUGCAUAUCAGGAUGCAACAUUUUUCACAAGGAAAGAAAUUCUGAGAUUGUUUGACAGGUACCGUGACCUGGCCCCUCAGCUGGUCCCGCUUGAUUACACAAACAGACCCAGCGUGAAGCUCCCCUACGAACUCAUUGGCAGCAUGCCCGAGCUAAAGGACAACCCCUUUCGACAGCGGAUAGCUGAGGUCUUCUCCGAGGAUGGUGAGGGCAACAUGACCUUAGAUGAUUUCUUGGAUAUGUUCUCAGUGAUGAGUGAAAUGGCACCUCGUGACCUGAAGGCCUAUUACGCCUUCAAAAUCUAUGACUUUAACAACGAUGACUACAUCUGCAAAUCGGAUUUGGAGAAGACCGUGAACAAACUCACCCGCAAAGAACUGACUCCCGAGGAAGUGUGUCUGGUGUGCAACAAGGUGAUGGAUGAGGCCGACCUGGACAAUGAUGGCAAGCUGUCCCUAGAAGAUUUCCAGCACAUGAUUGUGCGAGCCCCCGACUUCCUCAGCACUUUUCAUAUUAGAAUCUGAGUGAACAACCCACAGCGCCUCAAAAAGAAGGAAG
This is a messenger RNA of Elgaria multicarinata webbii, 598 nucleotides long. It is a transcript of the gene CIB3, whose product is annotated as calcium and integrin binding family member 3. The coding region runs from base 1 to 564 and encodes 187 amino acids. Gene Ontology annotation, biological process: calcium ion homeostasis. The record is from RefSeq and is a predicted model, not a curated record. NCBI's taxonomy places the organism in Eukaryota, Metazoa, Chordata, Lepidosauria, Squamata, Anguidae. The transcript has 6 exons. Gene Ontology annotation, molecular function: magnesium ion binding; calcium ion binding.